Molecule: messenger RNA, 1602 nt
Organism: Australozyma saopauloensis
Lineage: Eukaryota; Fungi; Ascomycota; Pichiomycetes; Serinales; Metschnikowiaceae
Exons: 1
Coding region: 1-1602 (533 amino acids)
Cellular component (GO): nucleus; cytoplasm
Molecular function (GO): RNA polymerase II cis-regulatory region sequence-specific DNA binding
Source: RefSeq, a predicted model, not a curated record
AUGAUAUCGUCCAAAACCGAGGCGAAACGGAAAGAUCCGGUCUCGCGGCCGUACAAAUGCACCAUGUGCGAGAAGGCCUUCCAUCGGUUGGAGCACCAGACCCGUCAUAUCCGUACUCACACCGGAGAAAAGCCCCAUGUCUGCUCCUACGCCGGCUGCCACAAGCGCUUCUCGCGUUCCGACGAGUUGACCAGACAUCUGCGCAUCCACACGAAUCCAAACAGCCGCAGAAACAAAAACUUGUCUCGCUCCAUCGACACCACCAUGUCGUCCGGCGCUUCUUCGGCGCCUAGGUCCCUGGCCGCCAUGUACUCCGCCAUGAGCCAUUCGCAGUCUGCCAGCGCAUACGAUCAUCCCGAUCCCGCCUUGCACAGCUCUUCCGGCCUGUCGUCUUCGUCGAAUUCGUCGGUGUCGCUUCUGCGUCAAGGUAGAUAUGACCCCGCGGCAGCUGCCCUCGCAGCUGCACACUUGGGCGAGAUCCAGGUCUCAGAUCUACCUGUUAACACGCCGGUGAGUGCUAUGUCAGCGCAGAGUCUACAAAAGACUGCUGCCGAGGCGUUGAAGUUGGCUGCCAUUCCUAUCCACACCGACCCUGCCUUGUUCGAGGUCGAUGCGCGGUUAAAAAAGGAGGAGGCGGACGAUCAACUUCAAAAUGCGAGUAAUACGAAAAAUUCGGAUUUAGACUCAACAGACGCUGACACAAAGUCUCCCCCGCAGCAUAAGCUCCCGAUAUCUGCCAACUCGACAAUGAACAUUGACUUGUUGGCCUCGGCCGCGACUCAGGAGCUUAAGACAUUAGAGCGGUUCACUUCGCCUACCCAUGAAGAAUUGACAGCGAAUUCUCGUUCACUCCCCUCGCUUACCAAAUACUUCAACUCUGGGAACCAGGCACAAUUGGGGUUCGUCAACUCCCUGAACAACCUCCAAUACUUGUCAAACAUUGCGUUAACAUCUCGUACCGGAAGUUAUACAACCCUUCUGGAGUCGGGAUCCAGCAGUGGCACAAACCCUAAUCUGAAAAGCCCACUUUCGCCUCACGCAGGCACUGCAAAACCGGCUUUCUCAACACUUCUGUCCUUACAAAAAAUGACUCCAUUGAAGCCACAAGUACAGCAACCUACUCCGAGUAAGUCGCAUGUCUUAGAGUCAAGUGAUAUGGAUUACGUUAAACAAAGGUUGAAGAAAAGCAGACCCAAUUCACCAACCAAUGCCUUCACAUUGCCUGCUUCACCGGUGUUGGGGCUAUCUUCAGCAAACACUCCAAUCAUUUCUGCCAAUAAUUCGAUGACUAAUUUGUCCUCGUUUUUCAUGACUUCGAUACACCCCACAUCAAAUCUGACUACUAGUCAAGGUGGUCGUGAUAAGGCAUUAGAGCCUUCAAAAACUCCACCCCCUCCCGCAACAAAGUCUGACACUUCCGAAGAGGGAAUGGAAGUCGAUAGCCUGCCUACUCAAAUCGCAAAUAAUCUUCCUCCAUUGAGAAGUUUAAAGCUAGAUUUGCCCAAGAAUCUCAAGAUGCCCAAUGCUUUGGGUGGUCUGUUAAGAGCCAAUAAGCGAACUAUUUCUUCUAGCUCUGUUGCUCUGCUUACUAUGGACAGCUAA